Drosophila obscura is the source of this 2433-nucleotide messenger RNA. RefSeq names its product hexosaminidase D. Gene Ontology annotation, molecular function: hexosaminidase activity. The record is from RefSeq and is a predicted model, not a curated record. The coding region runs from base 161 to 2428 and encodes 755 amino acids. Lineage: Eukaryota; Metazoa; Arthropoda; Insecta; Diptera; Drosophilidae. The transcript is spliced from 3 exons.
AGCACAGCAAAAGCUAUCAAGAGCUGAGUUAAUAGAAAAACGAAAACAAAUAAGUUUUGCUCCAUUUAUGCUUUGUGGUCCCUGCAGACAGACAGUAUACAAGUUGCCCUGCUGGGGCCCAUAGUGCAUAGCCCUAGGACCCAACCGGCGCUAAAGGAGGAUGAGAGGCAUCCACAAAGGCAACAACAGCGCCAACAGCUCUCAACUUAACCUCAAUGAGUGCUGUGCGGCAUGCAACGUAUGGCUACGGUGGCGGCUACGGUGGCGUAUGUGUAACAUGCGGAUGGCUUCUCGAAUUAUGCACUCGAAUCUGUGGAUAUUCAUUUGGCGUCGCAAACUCUCCUUUCUGCUAUUGGUGUCUGGCCUUGUGCUGCUGGGUCUCUGGACAUGGGCCAUACUCAUCGAUACGACCAACACGCCAGCGCUGUCAGUUCCCUCGGCGAACGCUGAGGCCAGAGAGCGACAGCAGCAGCAGCAGCAGCAGGCCACGGGAUACCAGCAGGUGCACAUCAUCCAGAAGCUAAUUGCCCAGGCCAAUCGCGUGCUGCGAGCCGAUCGCCUCAAGGACAACGCUGCCGGAGAGAAGGCGCCCACAGUACAGCGUUUGGGCAACGUGCGCUUCCUGCGUCCCACCCAGGCCAAGAAGGCACCGCUACCGCUGGCCGAGAGCUACCUGUUCGAGCAGGAACGCCUGAAGAUACUCGAACAGCAGCAGCGUCAACGCAACGCCGGUAUGGAGGAGCUGAACGCCAAUGCAGAGGACGAGCGCAUGCUCAGCUCGGCGGAGCGACAGACCCAGUAUGAGCACGAUCUGCAGCGCAUGGGUGUGCCCGUGGUGGCUGGCAUUGGCCCGGACGGGCCACGUGCCCCCAACGAGCGUCUCGUGCACCUGGAUCUGAAGGGUGCCCCGCCCAAGCUGAGUUUCCUCAAGCAACUGCUGCCCAUGCUGCGGGCGCUGGGUGCCACGGGUCUACUCAUCGAAUACGAGGAUAUGUUUCCCUUUACGGGCGCUCUGCAGCCGCUGGCCGCACACAAUGCCUACAAGGCAGAUGAAUUGCGGGACUUUCUGGAGUGCGCUGCCCUGCAUGGCUUGAGUGUGAUGCCGCUGCUGCAGACCUUCGGUCACAUGGAGUAUGUGCUCAAGCUGGAGGGAUUCGAGCAGCUGAGGGAGCUGCCGGAGAGUCCCCAAUCGAUUUGCCCCAGUCAGCCGCAGAGCAUGGCCCUGCUGGAGCAGAUGCUCACCCAGGUGAUCGAGCUGCAUUUACAGUGCAUUGGCAAGGCGACACCCUCGGCACCCGCACUGCCCAUCAAGUUCACGCACAUCCACAUCGGCUGCGACGAGGUGCAGCGCAUGGGCGAGUGCCAGACGUGCCGCCAGAGACUGCGCAGCGAGCUCUUCCUCUCGCACGUGAUCAGUCUGUCGCACUUUGUGCGUCGCCACUGGCCGCAUCUGGGCGUGGUCAUCUGGGACGAUCAGCUGCGUUCGAUGUCCGUCAGCGAGCUGCAGCAGUCGCAGAUCGGCAGCUAUGUGGAGCCCAUGGUGUGGGUGUAUGCCAGCGAUAUCUAUCGCUUCAUCCAGCCCCAGCUGUGGGACACCUAUGCGAAGGUCUUUUCCAGUGCCUGGGUGGCCUCAGCCUACAAGGGUGCCUUCGGGGAGAGCCUGCUGGUGCCGCCGCUGCAGCAUCAUCUGGAGAACAACAUACGCUGGCUGGCGGUCAUUGCCAAGGAGGGCGGACGCUUCGCCAAGGGACUGCGUGGCGUGGCCCUAACCGGCUGGCAGCGUUACGAUCACUUUGCCAUUCUGUGCGAACUGCUGCCGGUUGGCAUACCCAGCCUGAUGACAUCGCUGUCGACCGUCUCCAAGGGCUAUUUCAGCACCAAUCCCAGGGACAACGAUCUGCUGCGUGUGCUGCAGUGCGUCUUUCAGCCGGACAGCCGACGCUCGGGUCGUCCCUGGCUGGAGCUGCACACGAAUGCGCAUCACAGCCAACUGUUUGCUGUGUGCAACUAUCCCGGCCACAUGAUCCACAAGUAUGCCCUGCGGCUGUACGACAAACUGGCCGAGGUGGGGGCCUAUCUGCAGCAGACGCGCGAGCAGAGCGCCUGGCUCUCCGACUACAAUGUGCGGCACAACUUCAGCUCACCGCUGAGAGUUCACGAGCUGACGGCACGCACGCCCAUGCUGAUGGAGGAGCUGCGCGCCAUGGCCCGCGAGGCCCAGCAGCUGCUCUGGGAGGUGUACGAUGAGUAUACGGUGGCUGAAUUUGUGGAGCAGCACAUCUAUCCGACCAUCGAGGCGCUGCAACGGCAAUUGGCCAGCGGUGCGACACUCCUGCAACGGCGCACCUGGCCACAGCGGCCGCUGCCGUUGACCCUGAAGAUGCAGGAGGAUAUGGGCUUGGUCACAGAUCGCCAGCAGCCGCACUGAACCCA